CUCUUUUCGACUUCAUUUUUGGGUUGAUUGUCACAUAAUUCGAAGACUCCCCUCAUACCCUCCUACCUCAUACCUCUUACCCUGCAUCCCGCACCGCUACGCCCGCUAUAUCCUCUUCACCCUUACCACCCCACUCACCCUUUUACCGAAUCAUCUAGUCGCUCGCUGCGAUCGCAGUGAAAGGUUCAUAUCGAGCAAACAGCACCAGGCCACGGGUAACGUUGAGCCCGACCCAAGCCUUACGGUAGCUACAAGGAGUGCUGCGGAGACCUUCGGGAAAACGCACCUCGGGAUCAUCGGGCACGUGAAGAGCUAGGCCCGGGAUCUUUUUGCUAGCAAAAGAACCUUUCCUCGAGUGCUUGUACAGCACACGAAUCCACCAUUUCGUACCGAUUCCCAUCAUCAUCUGGGAGUCCAUCCCCUCCCCCCAUCAUACCAUCGUCGCCCGAUCUGGCGCAUCAAAACCAACCCGGGCCCUCCAACCCCUACCUCGCCCUUCCGCCGCCUGAAGACGAGUUCCCCGACCUUGACGAGUUACCCUCCGAACAACCACCCUCGCCCCCACCUACCGCACCUGCUCCUACCAUGUCAGGACAUCACCGCAUCACCCUCGCCGCCAAUCCCCCCUACUUCGAUGGCGACAAGUCCAAGUACCUGGGCUUUGUGGAUGCGUGCACCACUUACAUCGGUGCCUAUCGGUCAGAGUUCUCGCUGGACGAGACGAAAAUCCUCUUCGUCCUGUCCUACCUCCGCAAUGAGAGCGGCACAAGCUGCGCCGCCUCAAGAUGGGCGAUGAACUGGAAGCAGCACAAUUUCGAGGGCUUCCAAGGACUAAAGGCGGGAGUCACCGCGACAAGCUUCUUGGAGGAGCUUCAGAGGGCCUUUGGGGAUUCUAACGCAGAGCAAGUCGCUGCCGCCCGACUCAUGGCCCUUUGCCAGGGGAGACGGUCCUUCGCGGACUACAUCUCUGACUUCGAAAUGCUGGCUGCGGACGCGGGGUACAACGUGGUCGCCUCAACCGAUGACAAGGGCGAGUACAAGAAGGGGGA
Mycena citricolor is the source of this 1049-nucleotide messenger RNA. NCBI's taxonomy places the organism in Eukaryota, Fungi, Basidiomycota, Agaricomycetes, Agaricales, Mycenaceae. The record is from the annotation of a GenBank genome assembly.